CUUUUCAAGUACUUCUUUCCAAGUUCUCUCAUUUCAUUAUAUGCUUUGCUUCCACCAAACUCUCUCUAUCUCCAUCUCUAAAAAGCAAAGCAAAGCAAAGCAAAGCAGAGCAGAGCAAACAAACACAAAACAGAAGCAUUGAAACUAGAGAUCAUGGGGAGGCUUGCACCAUUGUCAGAAGAGCCCAACAUCAACGAAGAAGAAGAGGCCACAAACCGAUCAAGCAAAGGCAUUCUGCGCAGCACUCAGACAUGGAGGAACUGGAUCAAAACCCACCUCUCCUCCCUUGCGCUCUUCAACAAGAGGUCUGAUUUCAAGGUUCUUCUCAGUGUUCUUGGUUGCCCUCUUUUUCCUGUCUCUGCUCACCCCAAACUGCCCCUCAAUGAGGUGUCCUCUACUGCACAGUACAUAAUACAACACUUCACAGCUGCCACUGGUUGCCGCAAGCUGGAAGGCAAAGUCAAGAACAUUUUUGCAACCGGGAAAGUGAUCAUGGCAAUGGUGGAUGAACCCGGCCCUGGCGGCGCCUCAGCUUCGGCCACCGCCACACUUUCGGAAAAAGGGUGCUUUGUAAUGUGGCAGAUGGUUCCUAAUAAGUGGCUGAUUGAGCUAGUUCUGGGUGGUCACAAGGUAGCAGCUGGUAGCGACGGCAAUGUCGCUUGGCGCCACACGCCGUGGCUAGGCGUGCACGCUGCCAAAGGCGGUGUUCGUCCUCUCCGGCGAGCUCUCCAGGGACUAGAUCCAAUGGCAAUAUCAGCUGUAUUUUCCCCGGCACAGUACAUGGGGGAAAAGCAAAUCUCCGGGGUUGACUGCUUUGUCUUGAAAUUGUCAGCUGAUCAAACGGACCUAACUGAACGAAGUGAUAGCACAGCAGAGAUGAUCAAACAUGUAAUAUUUGGCUACUUCAGCCAAAGAAAUGGGCUGCUUGUGUACUUAGAGGACUCUUACUUAACCAGGAUCCAAUCACCUGGAGCCUACCCUACCUACUGGGAGACCACAAUGUCAACGAAAAUUGAGGACUAUCGAACGGUGGAGGGCGUGAUGAUCGCGCACGCCGGUCAGACGAAUGUGAUCAUCACACGGUUCGGGGACAAUCUAAAGACGGGGGCGGCGAUCACUCGGUUGGAAGAAACAUGGACCAUUGAUGAUCUUGCAUUCAACGUCCCUGGCUUGUCCAUGGAUUGCUUCAUUCCUCCUAAAGAAGUACAGAAAGAUUACCCUAAGAACAACUUUGAUUGGAGAUCACCGUUGCAUUGAUGAUGAUGUUUGACCUCCCAAAUGGCUAUAUGAUAUCCAUGCCUCAUGUGAGAUUGACAGUCGAAUAUAUUUUUGACUCUUCUCAUACAAAGGAUUAAGUGUAGAUAAAGUUAUUCUCAAACAUAUAUGCUCUUUCUUUUAUAUAUCUUUAUUUUUAUUUUACUUUAGGAAAGAUCAUCGGAUGUACAAAGGUCUUGAGAUAAUCGUACACCUUUGACUUUUACUAGUAAUGUGAAGACUAAAUGCAAUAGAUUUGGGAGUUUAUGAGAGA
Messenger RNA from Prunus mume (Japanese apricot), 1528 nucleotides. Its product is annotated as lipase (DUF620). Lineage: Eukaryota; Viridiplantae; Streptophyta; Magnoliopsida; Rosales; Rosaceae. The record is from RefSeq and is a predicted model, not a curated record.